AUGAAGGAGCUCCGUUAUGCAAUGCUCCUGUCCAAAAUCAAGACUGCCUUAGAGAAAUUGCACCAGAACGAUCCCAAUUGCGAAGUCAGUGGAUCAAAGGACGAGAAUGGCAAAGAAAUAAGUGAUGAAUCUGAUAGGGAGAAGGAAGAUGAAGACGAUGCAGCCACUGAUGAUGCUGAUGCAGACGAUGAGAAUGAUGAUGAUGACGAUGCUGAUGAUGAUGACAAUCAGAAUGGGGAUGGCGAAACUUCACACACUCAACCUGAAGACUUAUCUCGAGCUCUCGUCCCCCAUGUCCAACCAAUGGACGAAACUCCUAUUAAGAGAGAAGAAGCAAUCUCUCGUGAGGACAAAAUGGAUACCUCACCAGUCUUCAUUAUCUCAGCGAGUGGUGGAAAAAUGGAAGCACCAUCUCAAGCGGAACAAAUGGACACCUCUCCAACAAAUAUUGAAGAAGAAUCUCCACUAGUUUCUCCACAUCAUGUCAUGAAUCUUAUGAGAGAAACUGUUCACACAGCUGAAAUAAUCCACCGAGAAUACCUGACACUUCGCCAAAGGGACACUCAAACCUUGGAGGACUUAUCUAAGAAGGUGGAUCACCUGACGGCAGCUCAAGCCAGUCUCAUCCUCCACCGCAAGAACAACCCCAACCACCACCACAAGCUCCACCCGAACAGCAAUCUAAUAUCCACCUGGUAA
Molecule: messenger RNA, 699 nt
Organism: Ipomoea nil (Japanese morning glory)
Lineage: Eukaryota; Viridiplantae; Streptophyta; Magnoliopsida; Solanales; Convolvulaceae
Product: serine/threonine-protein kinase rio2-like
Exons: 2
Coding region: 1-699 (232 amino acids)
Source: RefSeq, a predicted model, not a curated record